Frankliniella occidentalis (western flower thrips) is the source of this 2157-nucleotide messenger RNA. RefSeq lists its product as uncharacterized. The record is from RefSeq and is a predicted model, not a curated record. Gene Ontology annotation, molecular function: protein binding. NCBI's taxonomy places the organism in Eukaryota, Metazoa, Arthropoda, Insecta, Thysanoptera, Thripidae. Bases 263 to 2008 code for a protein of 581 amino acids. The transcript has 11 exons.
AGGAGCUGCGCCGGCCGCCAACACUGCAGUGCCCGCUGCCCGCCGCGCGCUGAGUCUGGUGGAGCCAGGUGCCACACCACCAGUUCCUCGCCAACCGUCGCACGGUGCGGUCGUGCUCUGCUUUCGUGCGUCGGCUGUGGUCGGUCGAUUGUUGGUGACGCGUCCUGCGAGGAGUUGCUGCUCUUCCCAUCGCCGCCACGACUAGAGCGUCAUUCUGUGGAUACGUGUGUAACCGGUUUUGCGGUGUUUUGAGACUGAAACAAUGAGCGAGACGUCGACAAAACUUGUCUGCUUUCACGCUCCCCGUGGGCCGUGUGCCGUGUGCGGACUCGAAGGCUCGCCGUGUGGCGACUGCCAGCUGGACUACUACUGCGGCGAGGAGCACCGGGCCGAGGACCUGGCGAGGCACCAGGCGGGCUGCCGGGUGCUGGAGCUGCGCACGGAUGGCAGACUAGGGCGCCACGUGGUGGCGACCAGGGACAUCCCCGCCGCUACCGUGAUCCUGCGGGAGCUGCCGGCCCUCGCCAUUCCGCCGCCGUGGACCAAGGAGGAGCAGCUCAACACGCGCCUAGAAGUAUUCCAGCAGGCUUAUUGUGUGGGCUGCCUGGCGGACAGAGACAUCACCUACAAUAGGCAGUGUGCUUCUUGCGGCUGGCCCGUGUGUCGCAGCGCGUGUAGCAAGAGCGAAGCGCACAGGGCGGAGUGCGAGGCAUUCCAGCGUGCUGGCUUCAAACUGAAUACUGAGUCAAGAAACAAGGCAGGACGUAUCCUUUGGAUGGCAUUGGCUGCUCUGAGGUCACACCUAGCCAUGGAGAAGAAACCUAGCCUGCGCCUGCAGGACCUACAGGCUACGCACACUCAGCCUCUGCCGGCGGAUGGGGUGCAACCCCCCGUGCUGGGCGUGAAUGACUACGUCAGCUGGCGAGCCGAGGAGGCGGUCUCCGUCAAGAUGAAGAAGGACUGGCCCGCCGCCGCUCGGUGGCUGCGUGAAACGGCCGGCCUGAGUUGGUUGACCGAGGAGGAGCUUGUACGCGCCGCGGGCGUGAACGACAUCAACGGCAUCAACCUCAACCCUCUCAACUGUGACGACGACCUGAACGGAAAGAUCGCCACAUACCUGUUUCCUGCGGUGUCCAUGGUGGAGCACGACUGUGACCCCACGGGGAUGCUUUUGGCGCGGGACCCACACAGCCAGACUAUGGAGCACAUUGUGGUGACGACCAGGGACGUGUCGCAGGGCGAGCACAUCAGUCUGGACUACUUGGACUCUCCGUAUCAGGACGGCGUGACCAGGCGAUCUCUCUUAUGUCGGGGCUGGAACAUCGACUGUCACUGCCGUUUGUGCGAGGAUCCUACCUCUGCUGGGCUCUUCCUCGGCUCACCAUGCUGUCCGGACUGUAAAGAGCGUGGUGUGAAGCGGCUGAUGGUUGUGGAAACACUCUCCAAUGAGAAUUCCAAAGCCAAGUACCGUUGCCAGGAUUGCACACAGUCUGAUAACGUUCCGUCUACAACCCUUGCGGAGAGGUUCUUACUGCUGCAGAAGUCAACCAUCAGUGGAUUCGGAGAGUUCGAGCCCCUAAUAAAGCGGGUGAUCUUUCCGAAAGGACCUCUGCACCGUGACCAUCGUCUCAUCCUGAGCGCAGAAUUUGCUGCUAGCCUAUUCAUACGCAUACAAGUCAUCAUGAAAAGCAUUCCCGAAGGUUCUAUUGAUGUGUACUUGGACAAGGUACAGCGGCUUUUGGAUGCACUCGACCUCGUGAAGACUGGCCUGAAUCACCACCGCUGGGCUCUGCUGCAGAUUCAGAAUGAACUUGUCUUCGAUAGCCUUGAGAAUGGUGUGCCCACCGCAAAUGACAAACGACUCGUGCUAAAGAAACGUUUGCUUCAGCUGAAAGAGAAUUUGGAAAAUCUGGCACCAUACUAUUUCAGUGCGGAAGAGAAGAAUCACUUCGAGUCCACUUUCAACAGACCAGGCCAGAUGUUUUUGAAGUUUCUCGAUAAAAUAUAACUAGAUUAACUUUGAAUCCUGGAUCACAUAUGUGACUCGAAAAACGGAAUAACUUGGUAAUUUGUUUGCCCAUUUUUUUUUUGACUAAGUGCCUGUAAACGGUACGGUAUUUGUCAUCGUUAAUAAAUAAAUUUUCUUGAUAUCAGUAA